GACUAACCUUCCCGCUCCUCCUUCCUCAGUCCAAGAUGGCGGCGCAGUUCGUGCAGACCAAGCUGAAAGGCGACAAAGUGGUGUUGUUCAUCAAGCCGACAUGUUCGUACUGCGUCAUGGCCAAGGAGGUGUUGUCCAAGUACAAGUUGAAGCCAGGACAUGUGGAGUAUGUGGACAUCAGCGCGCGGAAAGACAUGAGCAGCAUGCAGGACUACUUCCUGGAGCUGACCGGAGCUCGCACCGUCCCCCGCGUGUUCAUUGGCGAGGAGUGUGUUGGCGGCGGCAGCGACGUGGCGGCGCUGCACGACAGUGGCCAACUGAAAGGGAUGCUGCAGUCCAUCGGCGCCCUGCAGUGACUUUGCUGGACCAGCAGUCCUUUGGCGUCCAGGUGAUGUCACAUGACCAGGCAGCGAGACUUGCGUAAUUUGCGUCGCCGCUGCUGAUACUCGCUGAGCUCCUGCAGAUAUCCUCUGGAUGGCCAGCGCAGCCUCUCCACCUGCUCCCGCUCCUCCUCUGCAACACACCUCCAUGUUUACACCGUCCAAUCACUAGAAAGACUACUUGUUUGCAUAAAGGAUGACGAUAAAAUAUGCUAAUAAAAUCUUGAAAUUCACCACAAA
Messenger RNA from Nerophis lumbriciformis (worm pipefish), 620 nucleotides. RefSeq names its product glutaredoxin (thioltransferase) (gene glrx). Gene Ontology annotation, molecular function: glutathione disulfide oxidoreductase activity. NCBI's taxonomy places the organism in Eukaryota, Metazoa, Chordata, Actinopteri, Syngnathiformes, Syngnathidae. Gene Ontology annotation, cellular component: mitochondrion. The record is from RefSeq and is a predicted model, not a curated record.